GAGUCCGCACGUCGCGAACCCUCACUUGCGUCUCUCUCAGUCGCUCUAUCAUUUCCGCUGUAUCUUACGUUUUCUUCGUCUCCAAGAUCUCCGGCGUACGGACGCCUGGCGAGGUCCAGGGUUCCGGCUAGGAUUGAGCGUCGUCAGCCAUGGGAUCGACCUUGCUUUCAGAUCUCGCGACGGAGAUAGUUAUUCCCGUGUGUGCUUGUGUUGGAAUCGUGUUUGCUCUCAUCCAGUGGUUGCUGGUUUCGUACGUGAAACUUAGUCACGAACCUCACCCUGCUCGGAACAACAACAAGAAUGGCUACGGAGACUAUUUGAUUGAGGAAGAGGAGGGCAUCAAUGAACAGAGCGUCGUCGUUAAGUGUGCCGAAAUACAGAGUGCUAUCUCUGAAGGUGCCACAUCUUUUCUCUAUACUGAAUAUAAAUAUGUUGGGAUCUUCAUGACUGCUUUUGCGGUUUUAAUCUUUCUCUUCCUGGGUUCUGUGGAGAGCUUUAGCACAAAGAGCCAGCCUUGUACUUACAGCCCACAUAAGCUAUGCAAGCCAGCCCUUGCCACAGCUGCUUUCAGUACUCUGUCCUUCGUACUUGGCGCUGUCACUUCAGUAGUUUCUGGUUUCCUUGGCAUGAAAAUUGCUACAUACGCAAAUGCAAGGACAACCUUAGAAGCAAGAAAGGGUGUUGGAAAGGCUUUUAUUGUUGCAUUCCGGUCUGGUGCGGUAAUGGGUUUUCUCCUUGCUGCAAAUGGUCUCUUGGUGCUUUACAUUGUUAUUAAUCUCUUCAAGCUGUACUAUGGUGAUGACUGGGAAGGCCUUUUUGAGGCUAUUACUGGUUAUGGUCUUGGUGGUUCUUCCAUGGCUCUCUUUGGGAGAGUUGGCGGUGGUAUCUAUACUAAGGCUGCUGAUGUUGGAGCUGAUCUUGUGGGCAAAGUAGAAAGAAACAUUCCAGAAGACGACCCAAGAAAUCCUGCUGUGAUUGCUGACAAUGUUGGUGACAAUGUUGGGGAUAUUGCUGGAAUGGGGUCUGAUCUUUUUGGCUCAUAUGCUGAAUCAUCUUGUGCAGCUCUUGUUGUUGCUUCCAUAUCAUCCUUUGGAAUUCAUCAUGAUUUCACUGCAAUGUGUUAUCCUUUGCUUAUUAGUUCCAUGGGUAUUCUUGUUUGUUUGGUCACCACCCUUUUUGCAACUGAUUUCUUUGAAAUCAAGGCUGUUAAGGAAAUUGAACCAUCAUUGAAGAAACAACUUAUUAUUUCCACCAUUCUUAUGACUGUGGGAAUUGGAAUUGUUAGCUGGAUUGCCCUUCCACCAUCAUUCACAAUCUUCAAUUUUGGUACUCAGAAGGCUGUUAAGAACUGGCAGCUGUUCCUGUGUGUGGCUGUUGGUCUUUGGGCUGGACUUAUUAUUGGGUUUGUGACUGAGUAUUACACCAGCAAUGCAUACAGCCCCGUACAAGAUGUUGCAGAUUCCUGCAGGACUGGAGCUGCCACCAAUGUUAUAUUUGGACUUGCCUUGGGAUACAAGUCUGUCAUCAUUCCUAUUUUUGCCAUUGCAAUCAGUAUUUUUGUUAGUUUCAGCUUUGCAGCCAUGUAUGGUAUUGCUGUGGCAGCUCUUGGAAUGCUAAGCACCAUUGCUACUGGAUUGGCCAUUGAUGCUUAUGGCCCCAUCAGUGACAAUGCUGGAGGCAUUGCUGAGAUGGCCGGCAUGAGCCACCGUAUCCGUGAGAGAACUGAUGCCCUUGAUGCUGCAGGUAACACCACUGCAGCUAUAGGAAAGGGAUUUGCCAUUGGAUCUGCUGCACUGGUGUCUUUGGCGCUGUUCGGUGCCUUUGUGAGUCGUGCUGGGAUUUCAACAGUUGAUGUCUUGACCCCAAAGGUCUUCAUUGGUUUGAUUGUUGGUGCAAUGCUUCCAUACUGGUUCUCUGCCAUGACAAUGAAGAGUGUUGGAAGUGCAGCUUUAAAGAUGGUUGAGGAGGUCCGAAGGCAGUUCAACACCAUUCCGGGUAUCAUGGAGGGCCAUACUAAGCCUGACUAUGCCACUUGUGUUAAGAUCUCUACUGAUGCAUCCAUCAAGGAGAUGAUUCCACCUGGUGCACUUGUCAUGCUGACCCCCCUCAUUGUUGGAACCUUCUUUGGGGUGGAGACUCUUUCUGGCGUCCUUGCAGGCGCCCUUGUGUCAGGUGUCCAGAUUGCAAUCUCUGCAUCAAACACAGGUGGAGCAUGGGAUAAUGCCAAGAAGUAUAUUGAGGCUGGUGCUUCAGAGCAUGCAAGGACCCUCGGGCCAAAGGGAUCAGAGCCACACAAGGCAGCUGUGAUUGGUGACACGAUUGGGGAUCCACUCAAGGACACCUCAGGCCCAUCCCUCAACAUCCUCAUCAAGCUCAUGGCAGUGGAAUCACUUGUGUUUGCUCCCUUUUUUGCCACUCACGGUGGUCUGCUGUUCAAGAUCUUCUAAGGGAUGGAGGGGGAUGGCCCGAAAUACAUGGGGAGAAAAUAGGUGUGGGUCACCAACUUUUCUUUUUCCCUCUACACCAAUGUCAUAUUUCAUCUCACCGGUCCUCUUUUGACAUCCAUCUUUUUUCAUGUGUAGGCUUGGGAUCUUUAAGUUAGUUUUCUAGUUGGUGAAUAUUAUUUUUGAUGGGCUGAUGGAGGAUGACGACGACGACAACUACAAUGAUUAGGAAGGCAAGAAUGCUGAUGAGAAUAGUCAUUCUUGACAAAAAGGAGUGGAGAUGGUAAGCGAUGACCUUUGUUUCAAACAUUUCUAGAAUUCCAAAUUUUCAUGUAACGUCAUUUCCAAAAUUUCUUGUAACUGUCCUCUUUUUCCGUUAAAGCAAAGAGAUCAUUUUGGACAAA
This is a messenger RNA of Malania oleifera, 2848 nucleotides long. Its product is annotated as pyrophosphate-energized vacuolar membrane proton pump-like. Gene Ontology annotation, biological process: proton transmembrane transport. The transcript has 8 exons. Gene Ontology annotation, molecular function: diphosphate hydrolysis-driven proton transmembrane transporter activity; inorganic diphosphate phosphatase activity. Bases 150 to 2447 code for a protein of 765 amino acids. Lineage: Eukaryota; Viridiplantae; Streptophyta; Magnoliopsida; Santalales; Ximeniaceae. The record is from RefSeq and is a predicted model, not a curated record. Gene Ontology annotation, cellular component: membrane.